GUAGUCUCACUCGGUCAAAAUAUCCGGCGCGGUCACCCGUCAAACUCGUGAUGUUAGGAAACAAGAAGAGUGGAAUCAUUACAGAUAAUCGAUAAAAAUUGCUCCCCAGGCAAAAGCAGGAUAAGGUUUGAACAUUUCAACAGAAAUGGCUGGCUCCACCUAUGGUUUAGACAAGAUCGCUGGUGUACAGGGUUAUCUGGUAGUUAAUCCUGAUGGUGCUGUUUUAGCAUCUUCAGGAGAUCUCGAGAAUGACGAAAAGACAGCUGGUGUGAUUGUAGACAUGCUACAGACAGCAUCCAUGAUCCCAUUAUCUGGGGAUAGCUCCCACUCCCUCAAGAGACUAUCAGUACAUUUUGGCAACUUUGUUCUAAUGGCAACCGUAACUAACCAAAGAAUAUUCAUAGUCAAGAGACCUACAACAGAAACAGAGUAGAUAUAAUUUAUAGUUAAUAAAAUAAUGAUAAAGGAACUAGCACAUCAACAGUCACCAUCUCAUAUGAACUUAAGCAUACACAAAUUUAAACAACAGCAAAACAAAUUUAUCCAAUGUCAAUCAUAUGAUUUACUGUUGUUGUUUAUCUCUUGAAAAUGUAAAUAAAUAUUUUGUUUAUACCAA
Messenger RNA from Nematostella vectensis (starlet sea anemone), 616 nucleotides. Its product is annotated as ragulator complex protein LAMTOR4 homolog. Bases 146 to 433 code for a protein of 95 amino acids. Gene Ontology annotation, cellular component: Ragulator complex; lysosome. Gene Ontology annotation, molecular function: guanyl-nucleotide exchange factor activity. The transcript is spliced from 4 exons. The record is from RefSeq and is a predicted model, not a curated record. Gene Ontology annotation, biological process: positive regulation of TOR signaling; cellular response to amino acid stimulus. Lineage: Eukaryota; Metazoa; Cnidaria; Anthozoa; Actiniaria; Edwardsiidae.